Molecule: messenger RNA, 4394 nt
Organism: Xyrauchen texanus (razorback sucker)
Lineage: Eukaryota; Metazoa; Chordata; Actinopteri; Cypriniformes; Catostomidae
Gene: pparda
Product: peroxisome proliferator-activated receptor delta a
Exons: 9
Coding region: 215-1708 (497 amino acids)
Biological process (GO): cell differentiation; regulation of lipid metabolic process; negative regulation of transcription by RNA polymerase II
Cellular component (GO): nucleus
Molecular function (GO): RNA polymerase II cis-regulatory region sequence-specific DNA binding; zinc ion binding; nuclear receptor activity
Source: RefSeq, a predicted model, not a curated record
AAUGAGCCCUUCUGUGACGUCAUGUGCUGUGACGCGGGUGAGCUCGGGAGCGCGCAGCGGCGUGGGACUCUAGUGUGAGCCGAAGCGAGACGGAGCGCGUGCCCGGGACCGCCGGAGAAACUGAGAUAUGAAACCUUUAAAUCCAAACACAUCAGCGAUGAUAUAUUAAAGUUCUUUUAAGGAUAUAAACUGUCUCUUCUGAAGAGGUAUUGUUAUGAUCGCAAUGCGGAGAUUACCCAGAGAUCCCGGCGCAGUGCGCGGAGUCUGUGUGGAUAAUGAAGACUCCUCCCCUUGCAGUAGCCACACCUCAAAAGGGGAGGGGCCAGAUGACGAGCAUCUGGAGGAUGUGCUGUCUGAGCUGGGAGUGGGGGCGGGGCUUAAUCUGGAUCUGGGAAUGAGGACGGAGGCUGAGGAGAGUGUGGGGUUGCAGGGGGAGGGGCUUAGCUGGGAGACGCCCCAUCAGGACACAAAUGAACCGGAAGAUCAGACAAACACCAGCCACAGUCCUGAACCGUCUACAACAGCUUCAGGUCUUCCUAAAGUCUCGUCUCUGUCGGAGCAGCUCUUGCUGGGGCGCGAGGAGGCGGGGAUAAACGUUGAGUGUCGCAUCUGUGGAGACAAAGCUUCUGGAUUCCACUACGGUGUUCAUGCCUGCGAGGGCUGUAAGGGAUUUUUCAGGAGGACGAUUCGUAUGAAGUUGGAAUAUGACCGAUGUGAUCGUAGCUGUAAGAUUCAGAAGAAAAGUCGCAAUAAAUGUCAGUUCUGUCGUUUUCAGAAGUGCCUCAUGCUCGGAAUGUCUCAUGAUGCGAUCCGAUAUGGACGGAUGCCAGAGGCUGAGAAACGGAAGCUUGUUGCGGGUCUGUUAGCUGGGGAGAAAAGCUCUCCGAACUCCAGCGGUUCGGAUCUCAAAUCUCUCGCCAAACGGGUGAACAACGCCUACCUGAAGAACCUCAACAUGACCAAGAGGAAAGCGCGGAACAUUCUGACAGGGAAGACAAACGCGAGCCCGCCAUUUGUAAUUCACGACAUGGACUCGCUGUGGCAGGCGGAGAACGGUUUGGUCUGGAAUCAGGUGAUUAACGGAGCUCCGCCCAAUAAGGAGAUCGGCGUUCACGUGUUUUACCUCUGUCAGUGCACUACUGUGGAGACCGUACGAGAACUCACUGAGUUCUCCAAAAGCAUCCCAGGAUUCGUCAACCUUUUCCUCAAUGACCAGGUGACGCUGUUGAAGUAUGGAGUCCAUGAAUCCAUCUUCGCAAUGCUUCCGUCGUUGAUGAAUAAGGACGGGCUGCUGGUGGCGAAUGGGCGGGGCUUUGUCACGAGAGAGUUUCUACGCAGCUUACGAAAACCCUUCAGUGAGAUUAUGGAGCCGAAGUUUGAGUUUGCGGUGAAGUUUAACGCUCUUGAGCUAGACGAUAGUGACCUUGCGCUGUUUGUGGCGGCUAUUAUUCUGUGUGGAGAUCGUCCAGGACUGAUGAAUGUUCACCAAGUUGAGGAGAUCCAGGAUAACAUCUUACAAGCUCUGAAUCAGCACCUGCAGAUCAAUCACCCAGAUGCCAGCUUCAUCUUUCCCAAACUCUUGCAGAAACUCACAGAUCUACGACAGCUUGUGACGGAGAAUGCACAACUGGUGCAGAAGAUCAAGAAGACAGAGUCUGAGACAUCACUGCAUCCACUGCUGCAGGAGAUCUACAAGGACAUGUACUGAUUUCAACUGGUCUGACCUUACCCCACCUGGCCCUGACCCUGAAUCCACCUGACCCCAGUUCAGUGGGGGAUCUACAGGGACAUGUGUUGACCGAGCCCUGACCCCGAAUCCACCCGACCUGAGACAUCCUGAUCAUUGUUGUAGCUCUACAGGAACAUGAACUUACCUGACCCAACUUGACCUGACCUUACCCCACAUGGCCUUGAUCCUGACCCAAUCCCAAAUCGGAAUUAGUCUGACCCCACUGCUUCAGGAGAUCUACAGGGACAUGUACUGACCCAACCCAACCCUGACCCAGAAUCCACCCAACCAGAGACAACCUGACCCAAUCAUUCUGGCAGAUCUACAGGAACAUGAUCUUCCCUACCACAACUGGCCCAGUCUGUCCUGACCUUACCCCACAUGGCCUUGAUCCUGAUCCUGACCCAACCCCAAAUCUGAAUCCAUUUGACCCCACUGCUGCAGGAGAUCUAUAGGGACAUGUACUGACCCGACCCAACCCUGACCCUGAAUCUACCCAAUCUGAGACAUCUUGACCCAACUUGACUGGACCUGGCCCAGUCUGUCCUGACUUUACCCCACAUGGCCUUGAUUCUGACCCAACCCCAAAUCUGAAUCCAUUUGACCCCACUGCUGCAGGAGAUCUAUAGGGACAUGUACUGACCUGACCGAACCCUGACCCCGAAUCCACCCAAUCUGAGACAUCUUGACCCAACUUGACCGAACCUGACCAAGCCUGACCUGACUUUACCCCAUUUGACCUUGAUCCUGAUCCUGACUCAACCUCGAAUCUGAAUCCAUUUGACCCCACUGCUGCAGGAGAUCUACAGGAACAUGAACUUACCUGACCCAACUUAACUGGAUCUGACCCAGUCUGACCUGACCUUUACCACACAUGGCCACCCAACCAGAGACAACCUGACCUGUAAAUUCCUGUAGAUGUACAGGAACAUGCACUUACCUGACCGAACUUGACGUGACCAAUCCUGACCUGACCUUGCCCCACAUGGCCUUGAUCCUGAUCCUGGAUCUGACCUAAAGCGACACCAUUGCUGCAGGAGAUCUACAUGGCAGGUACUGACCUGACUCGACCCUGACCUGACCCUGAAUUCACCUGACCCUACACAACCUGACCGAUCAUUCCAAUGUCAUUGCAAAAAGGAUGUUUAUGGAUGUUUAGAUAUUUUAACAGGAAAAUGACUCCUUUAGUAAGUGAUUUCUUGUUACAAUCUAUAGGAACAUGUAAUGUACAUACCUGACCCAACUUGAAUGGACUUGACCCAUCCUGACCAGACCCUACCCAAUGAUUCCAGGAGAUCUACAGGGCCAUUUAAUGUCUCUACCUGACCCAAUCCCAACCGUGAUCAUUCCAUACAGAUCGACCAAUCACUGUGAACUUUAUCAUAUUUUGUAUCACAGUUUGUAUAUUUUACAAGAACCGGAUGAUUUGUUACUUAUUGUUGAAGAUGUUUAUGAUGAACUGCAACCUGGCCGGAUCACCUGCAGUGGGACAAGGAGGUGGUACAGGUCAAAGACAUGCUACAAAAUGCAAUAAGACAAUAAAGACCUUAAUUGAUGCUGCUCAGAUCUUCCACAUGUGCCCUCACGCCUCCUGAACAACUGACACACAGAAACAACUUGUUAACCUCAAAUUGUGUAUUUCUCCAUGUGUAAAAGUUUCUUUUUGAGCCUCUGAGAGACGAUACUGUGAUUUACAUUUACUCAAGACUUCAUGCUGGCCGACGUGACAUCUUGGCAUUGCAUCUAGCGCAGUGGAUGUAGCAUCCAUAGUUUUCAGUUACCAAUGUCAUUGUUAAAGUGUGGUGUUCACCGUCAUCCACGAGUCAUUUACUCGUAUAUUUGGCUGGUCAUGUGGUCUCAACAUGGCGGCAUCCACAAGGCGACAUGCUCCAUGUUUUAGAAUACUAAUAUAAAUACUGGAAUCUCAUGUUUAUGUACUUUUCUGAUUCCAAACUUUAUAUGAAUGUUAUUUAAUAACCUGUUGUUUCUCAAUCAGAGCUGCAUCUAAAUCCAGCAGACCCUUCGCCAAACCAUAUGUAUGAAUAUAAACUGCUCUCUCGCAGGUCCUUUAUCAGUUUGUCUGUGUUGACUACAUCGUCAGUGUAUAUAAUGCUUGUCCUUCAUCUUUUGAAGUGUAAACUUUGCCUUUCACAUCACCUCUGUUGUGUUGUUUUCUCUCUGUGCUGCUAACUUGAUCUAUUUGUCAUGAUAAUUGUGUGUAGAUCUGAUGAGAUGAUGUAUAACAUGCUGUGUAGAAGUGUGUUCUGACUAGAGGACAGUGUUAAUGAAAUGCAACCACGUCUUCCUGUUGGAGAGGGCGUAUGUUUCCUGUCAAACCGAGAGGAGGGGAUGCCCUCUUCUCACCAUCUGAACUGAACAUUAGCCCUGAGGCCCCCGCAGUGCAGGACUGAGGAUGCCCUUGCUUUGGUAACAGCUGAAUAAAACUACAGGAUGUUGUAUGAACAAUGUCACCCCAGGGAGGCAUAACUCGCUCUCUCUCUAUUGUCUGAGUGUUCUGUGUCGGUUCCGUGUGCAGCGGGCGGUCCGAUUCCAGUCCAGGUUCAUCUCCUGCUAAGUCCGAGCAGAAAACAAAAGUGAUUAAAGAUUUUAAACUGCAUUUGGUCACAUGAGAUGCUGAAAUUACAGAUUAAACAGAUAGUUUCUU